CAAUGGCGGCGGUGCCUGGUGUCUCUCUGCAGAGCGGCAGCCCUGCGAGAGAACUGCCAAUCUCUGCCCAACCUGGGGGGAACCAGACCCAUGGAGAUCGGAGCAAAACCGAGGAGGGCACAGUACAAGAGAAGCAGGGUCGCAUGGCUGUUCUGCUCGAGAAGCUUCAUGCCAAACACAAUGCCUCGCGGCCGUGGCAGGAAACCUGCAAAGUGGUGCGUCAGGCCAUGGAGAAACGCGGUGCGAUGAACGCCACCGGUCACCAGCUCCUGCUCACCUGUCUGGAGACGCUACAGCGAGCACUGAAAGUCUCAUCGCUGCCUUCCAUGACAGAUCGCCUGGAAUCCAUUGCUCGACAAAACAUGCUGGGCUCUCACCUCAGCCCAUCAGGGACAGAGUGCUACAUCACGUCAGACAUGUUUUAUGUGGAAGUGCAACUGGACUCCAACGGUCAGCUAGUGGACGUCAAGGUGGCUCAUCAGGGAGAAAACCCCACGAGUUGUCCUGAGCUGAUUCAACAUCUGAGGGAGAAAAACUUUGAAGAGUUUUCUAAACAUCUGAAGGGACUGGUCGAGUUAUACAAGCUCCCUGGGGACAAUAAGUUGAAAACCAAGAUGUAUAUUGCACUGCAGUCUUUGGAGCUUGAUCUCACCAAGAUGAUGCACAUGUUUAGGUUAGCAACCAAUGCAAAUGCAGUGGAGACGAUUCUUCACGGCAGCGUGGGCUUGCUGACGGCCAGGAGUGGUGGCCAUCUUGUUUCUCUUCAGUGUUACGUGUCCCCUUAUGACAUAUUUGAAGAGGGAACCGGCACACAGCUCAACUUAACAGACAUUGUUCCGCGCUCUCUGGGUGUUGGUGUGUCUGUGACAAUUGAGGGCACCUCCGCCAUCUACAAGCUCCCAAUCGCUCCACUCAUCACUGGAUCCCACCCAGUGGACAACAAGGGGACACCUUCCUUUUCCACCGUGACCAACUCCAACUGCGUGGACCUACCAGCUUGUUUCUUCCUCAAGAUGAACUGCCCCAUGCCUUUCUCACUCUCCUUUAUUCAGAGAAUGGGGAAUGCUACUUCAAUCCCAGUGUUUGAGACGCCUCCCAGCCUCUCACCUCUGUACCAGUUAAUUGUCCAGAGCCAGCGCCAUCUCUUAGAGGAGGGCAGCUCCGCACCACCACCUUCCCACAACACGCACUUCUAUUCUGUGUUGCCAGAUCAGCAGCACUGUUACUACCUGAACGGUGACGCCCCGGUGCAAGAUGGUCAUUCUCUCCAAGGAGUGCUGGUGACUAAGAUCCCCUUCCGCCACCCAGCACAAGUGCCACUCCUGUUGGAUAUAAUCCGGCAUCAGGCGACCUAUAACAACUUGAUUGGCAGUUGUGUGAAAAGGACUUCCAUCAAAGAAGAUAGUACCGGCCUGCUGCAGUUUGAAGUAUGUCCUCUGACUGACUCGAGUUUCAGCGUCUCUUUCCAGCAUCCAGUCAACGAAUCAUUAGUCUGUGUGGUGAUGGAGGUGAUUGACUCCAGACAGGUAUCCUGCAAGUUAUAUAAAGGACUGUCAGAUGCCCUGAUCUGCACAGAUGAAUUCAUCACCAAGGUGGUCCAGAGAUGCAUGUCCAUCCCUGUAACCAUGCGGGCCAUUCGGAGGAAAGCAGAGACCAUCCAGGCAGACACUCCAGCCCUCUCGCUAAUAGCACAAACAGUGGAGAUCAUGGUGAAGAACAAUCUACCACCCUCCAGUAGUCCAGCCUACAAUAUGGCAGCAGGCGAUGGAACUAAUCCGAUGGGACUGCCUGGACUCACAGGUGGCAACACACCAACAGGAGGACCCCCCGGGGGCCCCAAUUUUGCAGGUCCAAAUAUUUCUCUGUUUGGGAUGUCCCGAACAGAGAGGCAAGCCCAAGGAGGAGAGUGCCUCGCCCAGGGAGGGGUGGCGGGCCAGCAACAGUUGCAGCAGCAGCAACAACAACAGCAGCAAGGCCAGGCUAAUACAGAUGACUACAACAAAGUCACCCAGAAUCCCAUCCUGACAAGUUUAUUACAAACAACUGGAAGUGUGGGUUCUAGUCCCAGCUCCCAGAAUGCACCACAACCUCAUCAAACCCCACCACAAACAUCCUCGCCUGCCAGCAAUACUAAGAAUCAUCCUAUGUUGAUGAACUUGCUGAAAGACAACCCCACCCAAGACUUUGCAGCACUGUACGCUUCCAGUCCAUUAGAGAGGCAGAACUCCUCCUCUGGCUCCCCACGCACCGAUGGCCUGGGUGGAACCUGUCCUGGAGGAAGCGCCACAAAAGGGAAGAAAAAGCGCCCACGGACGAUGGAGAAAGGGGGCAUGUUACCUGGAGCUGCUGCAGGUGGUGGUAUAGGUAUGAAAGGAUCUUCCAUGCAACCGAACCAUCCAGCCACGCACGAGGAUGAUUUCCACCGUGAGCUCCUUUCUAUGGAUGUGGACGCUUCUCAAAAUUCCAUUUUCGAUGUGAACCUGACAGGUGAUGGUCUAGACACGCCCCACAGCAUCACCCCGGCACCAAGCCAAUGUGGAACCCCGCCCCCUGGCCCCGGGAUGCCUUAUUCACAGUCUCAUGUCCAGUCUCAGCAGCAGCAGCCACCGGGUACUGCACCGCCUCGAAUGGUCCGCCUCUCCAGCUCUGAUAGUAUCGGACCCGAUAUCACAGAAAUCUUGUCGGAUUUACCUGAGCAGACGGGGAAAAGCAGCGGUGGCAGCCAUGGGCAGCAUCCCAUGGGCAGUGGUGGGGAAGAUGGAGGCCCCCUGGGUACACCCAUCCGUGACUCCUCCAGUUCGGGUCAGGGCAGCGCAGUGUUUGACUCGGCAGACAUUUUCAAUACCAACAGCAAUGAGAAUCCUUUCACAGAUGCUGCUGAUCUGAUUGCAGAGGCGGCUGCAACUGUGGCCACUCCCACCAGCGAUUCCUCUUCCACCAACUUUUUCCCUGAUGCUGCCGACUUCAACCCUGACCUCUUGACCUCUGGCCAUGGCUUCCCCCAGAAUUACUUUGAUGACAGCUCUCCAAGCGCCGAUGGAGACAUGGACCUGGUUAAAGGUUUUGGCGGAAGCAGCCAGCAAAACACCCCAGCAGGAACACCUCAGAAUCCCACUCCACAUGGGCAGAGCACCCCAGAGCCCUCAGUGAAGGAACCUUUUGACAUAGGAAUGGUUUUUGGAGGUAACAAUGGUGGUGGUAAACCACUUAUGGGGCAAGCUCCGGAUUUGGGAGACACACAUGGCACAGGGUCUCCGAGUCCGCACAUAAUGGGCCUAGUAGCGGCUUGUGGUGACUUUACUGAACCCAAAGUUAAACAGCAGCAGGGACUUAUGCGUCCAAAGGAGGAGAAUGGAGGUAGUGGAGGGAGCAGCUCUGGGAUGGGAAUGGGAAGCAGUUCAACAGAGGGAAAACAGGUCAAGCGUAGCAGGACGCCGUCCAGUGAGGGAAAGUCCAAAGAGAAACCUCCCAAACGCAAAAAGCUUGACCCUGAUGGAAAGUCGCCCUCUCACAGCUCAGGUGGGCGACCAUACACACCCCCUAGUGGUGGCUCCGGCUCUGGUGGAAGCAUAGGUGGAGGAGGCUCCAAGUCCCCCGGUAGUUCAGGUCGGUCUCAAACUCCUCCCGGUGGUGCCGCACCUUCAACUCUCAAAAUCACAAUUCAGAUCCCAAAAGGGACCAUCACUGGGGGGAAGACUUCAUCCCAUAGUGGAUACACCUCCAGCAGCUCAGCCACAAGCAGCACCGGGGGGGCAAGUGGAACCAGCAGCGGCAAAAGCCAUCAUUCUCACUCCUCUUCCUCUGGGAAGAUUAAGUCCAAGGAAGGCUCCAUGACCCAAGGUAACAGCUCCAAGCCAGGGAGUGGUGGAGUAGGCGGUGGAGGUGGGCCCCCCCAGUCUAAAGGGUCCUCCCAAGGGUUGGGCGCUGGCAAACCAGGAUCCUCCCCAAUCACUAAACAUGGGCUCUCCGGACCUGGAGGUAGUGGAGGUGGAGUUGGAAGUGGUAGUAAAGUUAAACCGCAAGGGGGCAAGCCUUCUGGAUCUCUUAUGAAUCCCAACAUAAAGCCCAACAUCUCCCCUUCGCACUCCCGCGGCUCUGGUGACAAAAUGUCCUCCCCUAUGAAAAUGCAACAGUCUCAGGUUCCAGGAACACCUCCCUCCUCCAAGGCUAAAUCUCCUAUGGGCUCAGGAGGAGGCAGUUCUGGAGGGUCCAAGUCGUCUUCAGGUGGAGGCAUGAGCUCCCAGAAGCCCAUGGGUGGGGGCUCCUCUGGUGGCUUAUCGUCCUCCUCAUCCUCCAGCUCCUCUUCAUCUGGCUCCAUGGCAUUCUCGGGAGGCCCCCAGGCUCAGUAUGGUAGUGGGGGAGGUGGAGGUGGAGGGGGAGGUGGUGCAGGAGGGGGAAGUGGAGGCAGUGGUGGAGGAGGAGGAGGAGGUGGAGGUGGAAGCGGUGGCGGGGCUGGUCAGAACAACGCAAAUAACCCCAACGCCAAAGGAAAGUCUCCCAGCCGAAACAAGAAACCCUCUCUCACGGCAGUCAUAGACAAACUGAAGAGCGUAGGUGGAGGAGGAGUGGGGGAGGAUGGGUGUGAGGUCGGGCCACCGGCAGGGGGAACUGGUUCGGGAUCUGCCCCUGGUGGUGGUCCUGGGAAUGUUCCCAGCAGCGGACCUUCAAACAUGGGUCCUUCCAAGCACGCUUCCUCCUCCCAAAGCGGGGAGUACAAACGUGAAAAGUCUGAUAAAGAAGCAAAAGCAAAAGUGUCUGUUACCGGGGGGAAUAGUGGAGAUAAAAAGAUGAUGGAUCCAAAAGCAGGAGGGUUGGGCACGACCAGUCUGGCCAAAAUUAUCAUAAGCAAACCUGAUGGUGGCUCACCGAGCAUCAAAGCCAAAGGGACUCUUCAGAAAUCAGGAGAGGGAUCUGGUGACUCGAUGCGUCCCCAAAUAUCCAGCCUGAAGGCGUCCCCCCUCUUCAGUGGCUCCACCCCCAAACAUGACCGCUCCUCCCCGAGCCACAGCCGCUCGCCAGGAUACACGCCGCUCAACCACGACAGCGAGAGCGAGUCGGGCAGCAGCUCGGUGGCCGAGAAGUCCCACCACAACAGCCCCAGCUCGGACGACGACCAGACCAUGCGCCCGCUUCCGCCCCAGGACUACAUGAGCUCCAUCUCGCUGAGCUCGGGGGAGAAGCACAAGAAACACAAGAAGGAGAAGAAGAAGAUGAAGGAGAGGGAACGGGAGAGGGACAGAGACCGUGAGCGGGACAGGGACAAGGAGAAAAAGAAGUCAUCGAUGUCCAUGGGGACAAUCGCGCAUCCGAUAAAACCAGACAGUUGGUCUCGGUCACCCAUCUCGGCUUCAGAUUCAUCUCUGUCUAUGUUGGGUUCCGAGCGUCAGUCCCGGCCCAGUCCGAUGUAUAUGAGAAAUGAAGAUGAUGACCUCAUGGACUCAGCCCUGACUGGCAACCUUUAGUUUUACUUAUAGAUGCUCUUUUUAUUUUGAAACUCUUCCUCUCACAUUUCAACUCAUGCCUUUUAAAUACAAAUUAAACUGCUAUUUAUUUAACUCGACCUACACGCUGGAUCUGGAUAUCAGAAUACUGUGGCUUCACACUGAGCCGUUACAUCUCUAUUUUAAUCUCAUAUUUUACUAUUGGACUAUCGGUGAUUGAUGUUAACAUUCAAAUCCACCAUAUGAUACCAACCCCCUUAAGCUUCAUUUUUAAAGGUGUAUUUUUGGAGAAAUUUACAUUUUGUUUUCUAUAACAUCACUAAAUGUUACUUUGUUCAUGUUAUUUUAUCCAUCACUGUUCAUACUUUGUUGUAAUUCAUACCAGAAUACUGAAUGUUGUCAAAAUAAGUUUGUCUGUUGAAAAAGAAAAAAAAGUAUUGUAAAGGAAGAAAGUUGCAGUGUUCAGUUGCCUUGAUUUUUCAGAUACGUUGGAGAAUUUUUAGAUUUUGAUACAUUUUAAAUCACUGAUGUAUAAAUAAUUGUAGGUAAAGAAGGUGAGAGAAAAAUGGAAAUGAUGCAAAAGACAAAUGCUGGUAAUUUUUUAACUGUAGAAGUUUUUUGGAAGCUUGAAAUAAACAUUUCCCCUCUGGAAAAAGUUAAACA
This is a messenger RNA of Limanda limanda (common dab), 6104 nucleotides long. It is a transcript of the gene med1, whose product is annotated as mediator complex subunit 1. The transcript has 16 exons. NCBI's taxonomy places the organism in Eukaryota, Metazoa, Chordata, Actinopteri, Pleuronectiformes, Pleuronectidae. Gene Ontology annotation, molecular function: nuclear thyroid hormone receptor binding; transcription coregulator activity; nuclear vitamin D receptor binding. The record is from RefSeq and is a predicted model, not a curated record. Gene Ontology annotation, biological process: regulation of transcription by RNA polymerase II; cellular response to thyroid hormone stimulus. The coding region runs from base 3 to 5462 and encodes 1819 amino acids. Gene Ontology annotation, cellular component: mediator complex.